Molecule: messenger RNA, 690 nt
Organism: Triticum turgidum subsp. durum (durum wheat)
Lineage: Eukaryota; Viridiplantae; Streptophyta; Magnoliopsida; Poales; Poaceae
Source: the annotation of a GenBank genome assembly
AUGUGCUUCACUUGUUCUUCUCCUGCUCAUUCAUAUCCGCCAUCCGACUCAAUUCUUAUCGAAAUUUGGACAAUGGCCGAAGGCAAGAAGGACAAUCCGAAGCUGAACCAGCGGGUCGUAUCAUCUCUCUCGAAGCGAACUGUGGCGGCACAUUCUUGGCAUGAUCUCGAGAUAGGACCUGAAGCCCCUCAAAUCUUCAACGUUGUUGUUGAGAUCACAAAGGGGAGCAAAGUCAAGUAUGAACUUGACAAGAAGACUGGGAUGAUCAAGGUUGACAGGAUUUUGUACUCGUCCGUAGUCUACCCACACAACUACGGUUUCGUACCACGGACGCUGUGUGAAGAUGGGGAUCCACUCGACGUCUUGGUCCUGAUGCAGGAACCUGUCAUUCCUGGUUGCUUUCUUCGAGCUAAGGCUAUUGGGCUUAUGCCCAUGAUUGAUCAGGGUGAGAAAGAUGAUAAGAUCAUUGCAGUCUGCGUUGAUGACCCUGAGUACCGUCAUUUCAAUGACCUUAAGGAGCUCUCUCCCCACCGCCUUGCUGAAAUCCGUCGCUUCUUCGAAGAUUACAAGAAGAAUGAGAACAAGGAGGUUGCUGUGAAUGACUUCUUGCCAUCCAACACUGCACAGGUUGCCGUUCAGCACUCAAUGGACCUAUACGCAGAAUAUAUCCUGCAGAGUCUGAAGAACUAA